Molecule: messenger RNA, 6997 nt
Organism: Rhipicephalus microplus (southern cattle tick)
Lineage: Eukaryota; Metazoa; Arthropoda; Arachnida; Ixodida; Ixodidae
Gene: pps
Product: protein partner of snf
Biological process (GO): DNA-templated transcription
Cellular component (GO): nucleus
Molecular function (GO): protein binding
Source: RefSeq, a predicted model, not a curated record
UGACCACGCCGUUGCCGAUAAAUGGAGCUGGUGUGCAUAAUUAUUUAUUCGAAGCCUUUCCGCAAGUGCGCGAGGCGAUGAGACCCCACGUUCGAACUCGGGAGUCCCUCGAAUUGAGUGGGCCGCAAUAAAGAGAACAAACUUGAGAUCACGCUGUGACGAACAGAAAAGAGCCGAGGCUCAAAAAAACAAACGCGCCCUCGACGGGUUUGGCGCGACAAGAGUCACCGCUGCCUUUGCGCUCGUGAAGCCACUUGCAUGGCUGGAGUUUUUCACGGCAAACAACAUGGGCGUCGCGGGCGGCCGACAGAAGCACGCCACAGGGACGAGCCGUAGGAUGUGAACCACGAGACGCCACCGAGCUGGUGGGCCCAGCAGCAGCGGCAGCAUGUCUUCGCAAGAGCAGCCGCUGCUCAAGCUGGACUCAGUGCUGUCGGCUGAGCAGAUGCACGCCCUCCUGCAGGAGGCCACUACACCACAGAACGACAAGCUGGACUUUGACGUCCUAGGAAAUGUUGGCGGGUCAGAAGAUGGGAACCACGCCCUGGCAGCCAUCGAUGACAACUUCCACGACCUGGAGAACUUGGUGCUGGACCAAGGUGCAGCAUCGGGAGCCCUGUUUGCGGAGACAUCAGAGGCGGACGUGGAAGCUCUGCUCAAGGCCAACCUAGGUGCUGAGGACCUACUCAGCCCCAUCGACCUGGUGCUGCUCGAUCACUGUUACUGCACACCCAUAGUGGGACAGUUGGUCUCCGAGGAGCCUGCAGCCGCUCCAGAAACAGUGCUUACACUCAAGCAGGACCACGACUCGCCGCAGGACGAGGCAGACGGCGAUGAUGCUGGCCUGGUGUCUCCGGGCUCGCCUCAGCAGCCACUGCGGCGGUCACAACGCCAAAUCGAGCGCAUUGACCGCGAGCGCCUGGAGCGCAUCAAGGCUGAAAAUGCCGAGCAGAAGCGCCGCGAGCAGGAGGAGAUGGCGGGCCUGCUCACUCCAGUGCUGGGGGCGGAGUCUCCGCAGGCCCCGCCCCCAGUUCCCGCCGCCUUCAGCUCACCGCUCCUCUCGCCAAUGCCAGCUGUGGUGACACCACCGCGGGUCACAUCUCCUGUACAGCCUCAGCCACAACAUCAACUGCCGCAGGAGCCCCCACUGACCAUACCCACAACUCCCAAAGAGAAAACAUCUGCUGUAGCAUCGACCAUGCAGUCAAAGCCAGUACGGAGAGCCAAGGUUCGCAACAGCGAGUCCACCUCUUCGACAGAGGAUGUCCCAGAGGAUGGGAUGUUACCGGCUGUCAGCCCGACUCGGGCACGCAAGAAGCGACUCCGUGAUGAUCCCGAGUGUGCUGAAACGGCCAAGCCCAAAAAGAGCCCCGUGUCACGUAAGAGUAACGCCGGCGUUGCAGCACCUGUGAAGGGCCGCAGAGACAGUUCUGGCUGCAAAAAGGGUCCACCACCUGAGGAAGAGGCCAAGGAAGAGCACCGCCCGCCGGCCAGGCGCAAGAGCGACGAUGGAGAGACCAAAAAGAGGAAGCACACACCAGAGCCCAUUUCGCCGUUUGGCAAGGUAGUGAAGGUAGUGCGGACCACACCCGAGGCCAAAAAAAGGCCUCGGCGCGAGAGUUUCACCGACGAGCCUGCGCUGUUCAGUCAGCCAGACGUACUGCAUAAAGAACACGAGCCACAAGCCGCACCUGUGCCUACGCCACCUCCUGCCGCCCCACCUCCAACAGUUGCUCCAGCAGUGCCCACGACAGCUGCUCCGAGAGUGCCUGGUUUUCCCAGUGAGGAAUCGGUGUAUGAUUCCGUGGAGGCACACGUGGCACGCCUUGCUGGUGGACUAGAGCACAGCCUGACACCAACCACCACUGUAGCUGCACCAGCCAGUGCUGUGACAGGUGCACCUGUAGCACCAGCUUCAGCGCCAACUGUAUAUCAGCACAAGCACGGGACUGCUGCCAAGCAUGGACCUGUGGAAAACAAAUCAUUGUUAAAGAAGCCAAUGUUUUCAAAGCCAGUGGCUGCAAAGUCGGCCCACCCAGGCCAGCCAGAUCACAAGAAGUCGGUGCUGCCCGUAGCUGUCAAGUCGGCACCUCCACCGUCGAGCCCCGCUAAAGUAAAACAUGCUGCACAGCACACAGCACCUCUACCAAAAACACCCAAGCUUGCCAAGGUGAGCUCCAAGAUGCCCCAGGGUAAGCCACCGGGGUCAGCAAAGAAGCCUGAGCCACACAAGCUGCCAAAGAAGACUCGGUCAGAACAGCCUCCUCCACCAGUCGCGGCAGCACAAUCGGCCACUCCACCGGAUGUGGUUGUGGCCGAGCGACCAAAGAGGCAGAGCAAAGAAAAGUUUAAGCGAGCCAUGAUGCGCAAGCGAGAGAUGGGUCGUCGGGUGGACGACGAAGAUGUGGAGGACAGCUCGGACGAGGUGCACGAUUCAGAUUGGUCCUCGGAAGAUGACCCAGAGCGGCUUUGGUGCAUCUGCCGCAAGCCACACAAUGACAAGUUUAUGAUAGAGUGCGACCGAUGCAAGGACUGGUUUCACGGGACUUGUGUGGGUGUCACACGGCAGCAGGGACGGCUCCUCGAGAAAGAAAACAAGGAGUGGGUCUGCCCCAAGUGCUCCAAGGACGAGAACAGAGGCGUCGUGGCUGCAGCACCCAAGAAAGAGCUGCACCGGCAGUUGUCAUCCGAGGACAAGACCCACCUUGUGAAAAGCCACCAUGCAAAAACAGGUCACACCAAGCACGCCCAUCAGCCAAAGCAUGCUGAUGAGCAUGGAAUGUCUACUGUCCCAGCUGUCAAGCCCGCCCCACCUGCACCCAAAGCAGUGGUACGGGAAUGCCUGGUGUGCAAGCGCAAGGCUGAGUGCAUUGGCUUGUACUGUGGCCGCGACUGCAUCGCCAAGUACGUGCACGAUGCCAGUCAGACCAUCAAGGCAGCCAAGCUAGAUGGGGAACGGCGACUCAUGUUUACGGAGCGCAGUUCUGGCAAGCUUGUUGCCGGUGUUCAGGUGCCUACGCCUGAGAACCUCACCAAUUGGCUGGUGCGCAACCCAACGUUUGAGUUGGCUGUUGCACGAACACCUGGGCGUCCACAUUCAGCCAAGCAGCCUUCUUCCAAGGCAGCACAAGCCAAGCAGCCACACAGCAAGUCAGUGAAGCAGCCACCAGCUGCUCAGGUACAGUCAGCUGCACCCUCUGGAGCCAACACGACGACGGCAGCAGCACCCACACCAAGUAGCACGACCAACAGCGCACCGGCCGAGAGCACAAGUAGUGGCACGGAGGCUGUGGCAGAAGUCAAGAAGACAGAACUGGCCCAGCCGUCUAUUGAACCAGUCCGCCUGAAUGUUCGCAAGAUGCUGAGGGAUUCACUGCUCAACAGGUGCAAGGAGGCCUCGGACCUGUCACUGUCGGGUGACGAGGUGCGCCGCAUGGCGCUCCGCAUUGAGGAGGAGCUGUUCAAGGUGUUCCGGGACACAGGCACGCGCUACAAGUCCAAGUACCGUAGCCUGGUGUUCAACAUCAAGGACAGCCGCAACCAGGGCCUCUUUCGCAAGAUCCUUCGGGGCAAGAUUGCUCCUGACAGACUGGUGCGCAUGACCCCCGAAGAGCUAGCCUCGAAAGAACUGGCCCGUUGGCGGGAGCAGGAGAAUAAGCACGCCAUCGAGAUGAUCAAGAAGGAGCAAAUGGAAGCAGCACAGAAUGUGUCAUCACACGCGCUUCUCAAGAAGACUCACAAGGGCGAGGUGGAGAUAGACGACGACAACCUCCGGCUGCUGGAGAAAGCUGAAGAGAAAGCAGUGGCCAAUCAACCCGAGCCACCGGCUGCAGUGGCACGAGUAACGAGUGUUGUCGGCAGCACAACGGCGACCACCGAGGCAGUUGAUAAAUCAAGCAGGGACACAACAGACGCACACCGUUCACAUCUCUUUGAUCUCAACUGCAAAAUCUGCACGGGGAAGAUUGCCCCUCCCCCUGACGACAGGCUGACCCCUUCACCACCGCCAUCACGACGUUCAUCGACUGCGAGCGUGCCUGCACAACCCAGUGGAAGCCUUCCAACACCGGCAGAUGAGCUGUCGUCAUCGUCCACAUCGUCUUUGUCGUCUCCUCCGCCUCCUCCGCCUGUGCGCGGCCGAAGUGGCACGCCCCCACCAUCAACCGAACAGACCAAGGGGCUAAGGAGGCCGCCGGAGGAUUCUUCAGACCUUGAGCCGAGUUCAACCGUUUCACUCGGAUCCCCAGACUCUGGCAAGGGUGGCAGCAAACAGCCUCAGCCCGCCUCUGUGUGGAAGGGCUUCAUCAGCAUGCAGGAGGUGUCCAAGUUUGUCACAGCUGCCUACAAGGUAUCCGGUCCUACCGACUUCCUCUCACAGGAUAUCCCGGAUACAAUCAAUGUCUGUGGCCGCAUCAUACCCGACCAGGUGUGGGACUACCUGAGCAAGAUCAAGCAGUCUGGCAACAAGGAGCUGUUGGUGGUGCGCUUCCAGCCCGCCAACGACGAGGAGAAGCGGCCCUACCGAGAGCUCUACACGUACCUGAACUCACGCAAGCGUUGUGGUGUCGUGGGCGGCUUGUCGCGCAUGCUCAAGGACUUCUACAUUCUGCCGCUGCCUUCGCACAGCCCCGUCCCCACCGUGCUCAUGCCUUUCGACGGGCCUGGUCUCUGUUCCGGUCGGCCACACAUGCUGUUGGGCAUCAUAGUGCGACACAAGAACCGCCUCAGGCCACCCUCUGGCAAAUCCAGGUCAUCGUGGGCUGAUCGCUCGGAGGCAGUGUCAUUGACGCCUCCACUGGCAGAGACCUCUGUAGGUGGACAAUCGGAUGACGAGGAGCCUUACGAACCGUCCUACACGCCACCCCUAGAAAAGCGGCCAAGGCAAGCCCGGCUAAAACCUUCGUCAUCGGCAUUGUCUGAAGAAAGGACUCCGUUGGUAGAUGAUGAGGAUGUACCCUACGACCCUGAAGAGAAUGAGGUGGGCAUUGCAGGCACCCCCACGCCCACUGAAGAACCUCCUCCACCUCCCCCACCAAGAGUGUCGGGACAGGCUGUGAGCGAGCUGAUUGAGCGCAUCUCAGCAGGCGCCAACCCAGCUGCUGUCACGACAUCUGUGCUUGCCUCGCUGGCCUCCAAUGCUAACCUAGAGCACCAAAAGCGUCUACUUGUAGAGCUCACUCAAGAGGUGGAAGAGCAGAAGCGGCAAAUUGAGCUUCAGCGCUUGCAGGCUAUUCAGUUGUCGAUGGGCAAAGCAUCAUCGUCCACCCCUCCACAGCCUGCGACUCCGAGCGAGGCACAGCCUGUCGAAGCUUCUGGCAUUCCCUUCCUGGACAGCUCAUUGCCCACCGACACUGGUCUGUCCUUUCUCAGUGGCACUGGAACAUCCUCGGGUGGCUGCAGCUUACCAUCGAGCCUGCAAGAGUUGCUCAAUAAGGUUAAAGCACCAAUGCCGCAGCAGGCAUCAUCUUCAACUAGUUCCAUCAUGAGUGAUGUCCUGGGCACGCUGCUGUCCUCAUCAGGGCCUCUGGUCACUUCAGCCAUCGCAGCAGUUGGGUCACCUCAACACAUGCAGAGCCCUCUGGGGGCUAAGAAGACUCUCACUGAGGACCCGAUUGUGCGUCACUUUGCGGACGACGACGUGGCUACUGAAUCUGAUGCUGAAGGUGCCGGUGCCACACCACCACCUCCAGGCAUUGGAGACUCGCCGCCUGGCACUGCGGGCGUGGCAACCUCAGCAAGAGGCACCAUGGUAGGUGUGUCACGGUCUCCGGGCACGCCCACCAAGGACGAGCUGGUCAACGAGGACGUCUCCCGGCCACAGGACCCACGGAGGCGAAAGGCUGUGGCAUCUGCAUUGCAGUCGGCCUCUACGUCAAGCCCCGUCGUCUCCGUAUCACCACUCGUGACAGUGUCUUCGUCGUCGGGCAGCCAACUCGGUGCCAAGUCUGCUAGCGAACUGAUGGAGAUGGCACGCAAGCAGCUUGAGGAGAUGGAAGUGCCACCCCCGCCCAAUGUUGUCGUGCAGCAGCCUCAACUGCAACAGCCCAUCGCAGCACCGGCUGCCCCUCCUCCGCCUCCCGUUUACGGUGCUCCUCCGCCCGCAAGCCUGCCCCCGGCAGGAUUGCCACCUGCCGGUAUGCCACCAACCAGCAUGCCCCCACCACACCCGUCUGCCAGUAUGGCACCGCCAGCAAACCUGGUGCCGCCAACUCCUGGCAUGUACGGCCCGCCACCACCCCUAGACCCCUCUGCUUACGGAGCACCCCCAGGCAUCGUUCCACCGGGCUAUCCGCCUCCCCCUCAGUGGAGUACUGCUGGUGACCCGUACUGGAAGGGCCCACCGCAGGCCGGCUGGAGCGGUGGCGGGCGUAGUGGCGAGUACCGGCAGCGCGGAGGUCCCCCCAGUGGCUGGAGGGGCCGCAGGAACCAGUGGGAGCACUAAACUCAUAAGCGCCUAGGACUCCGAUGUCUGGUGUCCCAAGCUCCAAAGGAAGGCUGUGCAUGUUUGCAGGAAAAUCUCUGUCUGCUUUGCCAGUCACUCUGGCCACCAUUGUGCCCUGUACCGCAGCACUCUUCAUAUUGGGAGCACACAACUCGGGAAGGCAGAACACGCACACGUUGUACAGUCUCUCUUAGCAUCCACCAGACCUUCAGCUUCACCUGUGGCCAUGCUAGAUCGGCAUUUUUCAUCUCUUCUCAAAUACGCCUCGGUGACAUUGGCUGUGUAGCAUCUAACACACUGAAUGUGUGAUGAUAAUUGUUUGCCUAUCACAGCAGUACAGUGAUUUAGUACUGUCAUAUACAUUCUCUCCCUCUCCAGCAAAACAGACUAUAUCACCACAAGGAAGAGUAUUUGUUUUUGUUUUUUCUCUUUCUGUCUCUACAUGUGUUUUGCAACCAUUGGGCCUUCUCCAUUUUUUUGAUACUCCCCUGGAGGUAUUGUAUCUGUAGAUAAGUUCUGUGCCUGUUUUUGUUGGUGUGUUUUUAUUUUAUGGAC